Molecule: messenger RNA, 1332 nt
Organism: Pangasianodon hypophthalmus (striped catfish)
Lineage: Eukaryota; Metazoa; Chordata; Actinopteri; Siluriformes; Pangasiidae
Gene: gja12.1
Product: gap junction protein, alpha 12.1
Exons: 3
Coding region: 248-946 (232 amino acids)
Biological process (GO): cell communication
Cellular component (GO): connexin complex
Source: RefSeq, a predicted model, not a curated record
CGUGUGGGUAAAUUAUCAUCUGUAGAGCUGAAGAGCGACGUGACGGGAGUGCGAUACUAUUACGAAACCAGGCACGAAUUAAAGGUCAGGUGUAGACGCCCGUUUUGUUUUUUUAUUUUUCCAUUCCUUUAUCACUCCGGUUGUGGCAUACUCCAAGGUUGAAACUGAACUUUGGACUCUUCUCUUUUUGAGUUCAGCGCUCAGAUCUAAUCCACGAAUCCUCUUAGAUAAGUGUAUUAGAGGCAAAAUGGGUGAAUGGGGAUUUUUGUCCAAGCUGCUGGAUAAGGUGCAGUCGCACUCCACUGUCAUCGGGAAGGUAUGGAUGACCGUGCUCUUCGUCUUCAGGAUCAUGGUCAUCGGAGCUGGAGCAGAGAAAGUGUGGGGGGACGAGCAGAGUAAAAUGGUGUGCAAUACCAAACAACCAGGUUGUACCAAUGUGUGCUACGAUCAAGCGUUCCCCAUUUCCCACAUCCGCUUCUGGACCAUGCAGAUCAUCUUUGUGUCCACUCCGACACUCAUGUACCUUGGUCACGUCAUGCACAUCAUCCAUAAGGAAAAGAAGCUCAGGAAGUAUCUCCAGAACCAAGCUAAUGGUCAGGGCGUCAAACAGCCCAAAUACACCAACGAGAAGGGGAAAGUGGAAAUUAAAGGUGACUUAUUGGCUAGUUACUUGACCAGUGUGAUCUUUAAGAUCUUGCUUGAAGCAGCAUUUAUAGUAGGCCAGUACUAUCUGUAUGGUUUCGUGAUGAUCCCUAAAAUCGUAUGCACUCGAUACCCGUGUCCCUACACUGUAGAGUGCUUCAUGUCUCGUCCCACUGAGAAAACUGUCUUCAUCAUCUUCAUGCUGAUCGUGUCCUGUGUGUCUUUGCUGCUGAACGUUAUUGAGAUGUUCUACCUGAUUUGCCGCAGGUCCAGAAGACAUAAUAAACUGACAUUAAACUCUUAAGGAAAGUAUCUUCCUGUAAAUGGACAUAAUUGCAAAUCUUGAGACAAGAAGAAGCAAAAAAGUUUCAUUAUUCUCAACACUGGCUUGUACAAGUCAACUCUGUGUAUUUAAAAAUGAAUUUAACCUAGCUGUGAUUUUAUUUUAUUGAUUUUAUGUUCUCUUAUAUUUCCAGAAAACGAGUCUGGUUUUGGUUUAAGACUUUGUUUACUUCACUGUGCAUCAUUACUUUUUUCAGUUUCAGACUUUUUCAUAAUUUCAUGGACAAAUACAGAACACAAAGACAUUUUCUUGUAGAUAUGAUUUAGUAAUGUUUUGUUUUGUCUGUAAGUAAAGUGUCCUUGUAUUUGAAGCACAUAUUUUUUUAAAUAAAAUGCAUUAACUCUAAA